Messenger RNA from Cordyceps militaris CM01, 963 nucleotides. Its product is annotated as epoxide hydrolase, putative. The transcript has a single exon. The coding region runs from base 1 to 963 and encodes 320 amino acids. Lineage: Eukaryota; Fungi; Ascomycota; Sordariomycetes; Hypocreales; Cordycipitaceae. The record is from RefSeq and is a predicted model, not a curated record. Gene Ontology annotation, molecular function: catalytic activity.
AUGCUCCUCUCCGAACGUCGCACAUUGCUCAACUCCCGUGGGUACACGUACUCCUUCAUCUACGUGCCCGCGCGGGACGGCAAGCCGACGCUCCUCUUCCUGCACGGCUUCCCCUCGCACGCCGACGACUGGGAGCGGCAAGCCGGCCACCUCGCGCCACUCGGCUACGGCGUCGUCGCCCCGGACCUGCUCGGGUACGGGGCCACCACCGCGCCGGCCGCCGUGGCGAGCUACACUUUCAAACGCAUGAGCGACGACGUCGUCGAGAUCCUGGACCACCUGCGGCUGCCCGCCGUCGUCGGCGUCGGGCACGACCUCGGCGCCCAGUUUCUCGGCCGUCUCGCCACGUACCACCCGACGCGCCUCCGCGGCCUCGUCUUCCUGGCGGUCGGCUCGGGCCGCCCGGGCCGCCGGUUUGACGUCGACGCCAUCCAGCAGGCGACCGAGAAAGCGGCCGGCUUCGCCAUGUUUGGGUACCUGUCGUGGCUCGGCGGCGACGAGGACCCGCACGCCGUGCUCGAGGCGCACGCGCCGUCCGUCAUGAGCCUGCUCUUCGCCGCCGACCGCAGCGCGUGGAACACGCACCUCCACCCGGUCGGCGCCAUGCGGCAGUUUGUCACCGCGGACAGGAAAAUCCCCGUCGGGGCAUGGUACACCCCCGCGAUGCAGCAGGCUCACUUGGCCGUCUUUGCCGCCACGGGCGGGUACAGCGGCGCGACGCGCUGGUAUCGCAUGCUGGUGACGAACGCCUCGCUCGAGGAGGAGCAGGCGAUUGCCGGGGCGACGCUGGAGCAGCCGAGCGUCAUUGUGGCGGAUGCGCAGGCGAUGUCGGCGCAGAGGGGCAUGCUGGCCGAGUGGGUGCCCGACCUGACGGCAAAGGAGCUGGACAGUGGGCAUUGGCCGCAUAUUGAGUGCGCGGAGCAGGUGAAUAGGAUUAUCACCGAAUUUGUCAAUGCACUGUAG